Phycodurus eques (leafy seadragon) is the source of this 8980-nucleotide messenger RNA. Its product is annotated as sickle tail protein homolog. NCBI's taxonomy places the organism in Eukaryota, Metazoa, Chordata, Actinopteri, Syngnathiformes, Syngnathidae. Gene Ontology annotation, cellular component: cytoplasm. The record is from RefSeq and is a predicted model, not a curated record. The coding region runs from base 463 to 6063 and encodes 1866 amino acids. The transcript has 24 exons.
AGGAGACACCGUUAGGGAGAAAUCGAGCUCUCCCAGGGGAGUUCAGACUCUCAGUGGGAGCAGGCACUCAGAGACCCUGCUGGGAAGGAAGCGAACAGCCACAAAUGUUCGUCAUUUGGAAAGACGGCAGUUCGGGAGGAGGAAAUUUACCGCUGGAAGACACUCAUCGGCAACGUGAGGCAAGAGGGCGCGCGCGAGGAGAUGCAAAGCAAAGAUGAAGACAAGCACUCUCCCCGAGAGAGGUGAAACGAGGCAAACGAGAAGAGACUGACUGACAUUGAACAUACUCAGAGGUCAGGAUGGAGUUUCGAACAUUUUUUCGAAAACGGCUGUGAAGAAAGAGAGAAGUACAAGAAAGUCAACCAACGUGAAAGAAGUCAGUCCCAGAAAAAUCCCAGUCAGGAGAAAGACAGACAAACCCUGGAGUCAUUCACGAGGGCUCUCCGCAUCCCAGUAGGUAAAAUGUCAAAGUCCUCUUCCCGUCUGGGUCGACCCGGAUCAGCAGGACCCCAGAACUGCAGUUUAAGAAAGGACCUCCAAGGUAACCGCUCAUGCAUGCUGCGCAUCGGAGAGAGGCUGAUGAGAGCAGGCAGUGAAGGAAACUUGCUCCGAAAACCCUUGCCGGCUCAGAGCCGGAACCAAAGCGAGGCUUCUGGAUUAGGACAAGGACAGAAUGGAGCAACAAAAGUUGAUGUUGUGGAGGACAAAGCCCCUGAGUCCGCAGGGAAGUAUUGUCAUGAAGACAUAAAAAGCGAGCAUCAGCUCCCGAAGAAACAUCCCAUGAACAACAAGCUUCUGCGCAAGCCGGAUGCAACUUGCGCUCUACCCGGAAGUUAUGCUGCCAGCAGUCGGGACAGCGACCUGGAGAGCCUGCUAAUGCAGCACUCUGAAGCGGAGAGAAAGAAGGACGUGUUCCUGAAUCACCUCGGGCAGAAGUUUCCGCACCAUGCAGCCACCAUCCUGGGACAUCAGGAACACACGAGAGAGCAGUUGAGGAGCUCUCGACCUCCUGAAAGCACCACCUGUGAAGGUGUGUUUGCUGCAGAGAACAUGUCUGACGGAGAGUCGCUGACUCUGACAGUUCCUUUCUCAAGGGGUUGUAAAGCCCGAUCAAGUCUACCGAUUGGACGGUCGAGUAGUCAGGCGAAAGAGCCAGUUGGUGUGCUGUAUCUCCAGUUUGGAGACGAGACAAAGCAGAUCCGGAUGCCUGCAGAAAUCAGCAGUGAGGAUACUCUGCGGGCUCUCUUUGUUACUGCUUUUCCUCAGCAGCUCACCAUGAAGAAGCUUCAAUCUCCCAACAUGGCCAUUUACAUCAAAGACACAGGUCGCAAUGUUUACUUUGACCUGGAAGACAUCAGAAAUAUUACAUCCCACUCCUGUCUGAAGGUUUAUCAUAAAGAUCCAUCACAUGUGUUCAACUGCCACACUAGGCCUACCAACACAGAAGGAAGGAUCUCCAAAGAAAUAUUCUACGGAAGCCACAGUCCGGUCCACAGACUGUCGUCGUCCAGUCGUGGUACCUUUCAGAGCUUGCAAGGCUCCAUGUCUCCGCCCAUGGUGCGUUCCAUGCCCUCCUCUCCGUCCAGAAUGGCCUACGGUGGGAGGAGUACACAAGGCUUAGUGGGAGCGGUGGAUGCGGGUUCCACCGCAUUACACCGAGACCGGCUCUCAGGCGCAGGACCAUCCAGCUGUUUGUGCACCAGCAGCAGUGCCAUACUAGAGAGGAGAGACGUCAAGCCUGAUGAAGAUGUUGGCAGCUGCAAGAGCAUGGCCCUGGUCAUCCACGGAGAGGGAGGCCUAUGUUACCCAGACUCCUACUACUCCUCCCUCCAGGAUGGAGGGAGAUAUCCCGGAGGGAGGAGCAGCUUUGCUUCCGCCCAGUGUAGUGGCACGUUGUCCCAUGCUUCAGAAAUGGUAGAUGCUGAGGUCACUGGAAUUCCUGGGGGCUUGCAGCAGUACCGUGCUUCCAUCAAGCCCCUAAUGGGCUACGGGGACAUCAUGGAGCACCAAACGCAAUCCCUGGACAGACAAAAGAGUAGGAAAUAUGGUGAAAGCCAAAUUCCUCAGCUAGGAACAUUGCCUCCCUCCCCACACAGAUUGAAUGAAGUCAGGAUGAAAGAGGGACAGAUCAUUGGAGGCGUGGGUCUGGUCUCACCUGAGAGGAUGUCCCCGAUUCGUCGAUCCCCGCGGCGGGAAAAUGACGGGGCUACCGUGCAGAUUAUAAACAGAAGCAGAGGGAGCGGUUCGUCGUCGUCCGCUUCGUCCGUGUUUGCGGACAGCCCGCUGGGACAGCCCGAAAGGCUGAUUCAGGGUCACAUGACUGCCUUUGAUGCUCAGAGUGAGAGAAUGAAAGCAAUGGAGGAGCAGAUAGCCAGUCUCGCUGGGCUGGUUCACCAUGCGUUGUCUGUGGGAGGAGAUAUUCCGAGAGCUAAAAGACUUGCCAGUGAAAGCCCUUGGAAGAAUCACCCUGUUCCAUCCGAGCCGCAGGUGAACAGCGCCGUGACAGGCGGGAUCAGCUCCGCCUCGCGGGCCCUUCAGGCUCCGACCACCCAACGUGAGCUGCAGCGGUGCUUGGCGCAAGUGAAGAGCAAUGUGUCUGAACUACGACUGCAAUUAAAUCAACUCAGACAUUUACAGAUAUCACACCAGCAAACCGUGAAGUCCUUGUUGCACAUGGCUGGCCAGGAAUUGGCGUUGUUGAUGUGUGAUCGCUUGAGUCAGUCUGAGGAGAGGACAUGUGGACGAAGAGCUGAGAUAGAGGAGGAGAGGAUUCGUUACCUUGCUACAGAAGAGAAAAUACUCAAACAGCUCAGUGAACUGGAGGAUUAUGUGAACAACUUACAAUCAAGCACUGUUUCCCUCCCUGGCCAGUUGCCAAUCAAUCUGAGAGAUGUGGAGGAGGGAGCAGUGAACUUGCGCAGAGCCGGGGAGUCUCUGGCUAUUCUUAAAGGGGAGUUUCCAGAACUGCAGGUAAAGAUGCGUUCGGUGCUCAGGCUGGAGAUGGAUGCAGUUCGUUUUCUCAAGGAGGAGCCUCAUAAGAUGGACUACAUGUUAAAAAGAGUCAAAGCCCUAACUGAAGGUCUCAGCUCUCUACGCAGAUGCGUGUCAGAAUCAAAUCCCCCGUUCAAAGGCGCCCAAGCGGAACGGCUGAAAGUAUCUGAAGCGGACCAAAAGCAUCUGAUGACCCAGAGUCCUCAGACCUCACCACAACCGCAGCCUCGAUCGUCAGUCGGAGGCCCUCAAGCCAUUCCGUCGUCCUCUUUAACUCAGCCUAAGCUCAACUAUGCAGUCUCAGCUUCCCCAGCCACUGCGCACGGAGUUAAGACGACUCCAGCCACUGUGAUCCAGGCCCACCGGCACAGCCCACCACUGAACCACACCCAUGGGAGAGACCUACCAACUGUGGCCAAGUCAUGUGUUGUGAAGGUGAGUCCUCGCAGCAGAGAGGGCAGCCCUGCCCUGCAGAAGCGAGCCGCUCCUCUCCAGUCCGAUGAACUUCGCAGAGCAAGCGUGCCGCAAACCACACAGGGGAGUCACACAGCAAGCCAAGUCAAAACCCCUUCGGAAACCGCUGCCGAACCUGUCGAGAAUGCUGAUGGAGAAACUCCGGAAGGAAGUCUGAGUCAAGAAACCAGCAGUGUGAGCAAGCAUCUACCAAGCAAGCAUCUACCAAGCAAGUCCUCUCCCAAAAAUUUAGACGAGGUCCUGCAGGAGGCCCGGGCCAGUCUGAUGAAGUCCAUUCCCGAUCUGGAUUUGUCAGAUACCAAAGGGGGUCACUCAGAUUUGGCUCCUGGAGAGAUAAAUUGCUCGACUUCCAAGACAGAGAUGGAGGAACGUCUCGACACACUGCAAGCUCUGCUGUCUGGAACUCGGGAUCAAAAACCAGCACAGGAAAAUGAUGAAGUGGAUUUCUGCCAGCUGAAGCCCAAAGCAACAGUGGAACCGCCGCUAUCAGCUUCUCCAUGUGCCAAACGUCCACAGAUGGAAAAACCUAGACGCUCCAGUGUGGAAAAGAAGCAGAGUCCUGAUAGAAGUGGCCAGUCUCAUCCUCCUCUGCCAAGGUUGCAUGCAGCCACCGUCGGCCUAACCACAGGAAGGACUGGAGAGGUGGUCUAUAGUACCAGGAGAGAAGCUGUUGGAGAACAGGGUGUUAGCGAGAAAAAGACAUCUGUUAAUCCUCAACCAAAACCCCUGAGACAACCACCGGAGGUCAAACCCAAACCCAAACCUUCCGGCACCACCGUUGCCGGUGUCUCGGAAAACAUGGAGGAGGAGGAAGAUGCCAGUAAUAGAUUUCUGAAAGAACUGCAGGUGACACAAGAGACAUCAAGCAAAGAUAAAUUGUCUGGGGAAAAAAUUCUAUUGGAAGGACAACACGAGAUCCCUCAAAAAUCUCGGGUCACUGGGCAAAAACCCACAUCGGCGCCUCAUUUAGGACAUACUAAUGGUUGUCUUGAUAACCAUUCAAUUACUGUUGUACCAGAAGACGUCAGUGAAUCUCGACAAGGUCCUGUGGCUCCUGACCAGAAAGAAAAAGGGAAGUUGGUUGAACAAGGACCAAUAUCAAACUCAAAUAGUGGGACUCCUCCAACCACCACUCUGCAGAAAGACAAUAUCCAAUCAAAUGCCACCGCAAUACCUGGUCAGGUGGAUACAAAUGUUGCCAAAGAGGCACAAACUGAAAAGUCAAAUUUUACCCAAAAAACUUCACCAAAAAACAAAAACACUUCAGAGUAUUGUAAACAAGAAUUGGCAAAGAACAAGCAGGAAGCAAGCAAAAAUUCAGAUCUGUGUCAAAUCCAAGGGGUCAAGUUGCAGCUAUCUGACAAAGAACAAUGUCCAGAAGAAGAAGGUAGUUUGAGUCCUGAUAUUUGUGAUGAUGGAGGACCUCCUCCUCCACCAGCUCCAUCAGAUAAGAUUUCCCAUCAAAUCUCAAAGAUCAGAGUCAAGAGAAAAACUAAACAUCAAGAUCUGGAGAAAAGGAAGGGCUUUGACAUAGCAGGGGAGACAACAGAGAAACCCAUUUGGCAGGCUUAUGAGAACCGAGGUUUUGAACACCAUGAUUCUUGGGAAAGGGAGCCUAUCAUCAUCAUCUUGAAUGAGCCUGUGGACUUGGAGUCAGACUUUAAGCGCCUGUCAACCAUUUUUGAAUAUGAGGAGGAGCUUGACCAGAUUGUUUCUCCGGGGGGUAUUGUGGAAGACGAGGAGGCAAUGCAGGAAGAGACCGAUGAUGUUAAAACCGUGUCUGAAGAAAAUACAGGCUUACAUCUUAACAUUUCAGACAAUGGUCCAAAUUCUCUGUGUAAUCUACCUCAAAAAGAUGGCUCACUUGAUGAAAACCACGACAGGACUAAACCAGAAUUAGUCAAAAAGGCAAACUUUAAAUUCAAGUUACCCAAAAACAAAUUGUCAGCAAUUAGCCAGGCUAUUCGAUCAGGGACAACCAAAACCGGGGGGGGGACCCCUGAAGUGGAAGUCGUUAAAGAAGAGGAAACUGUGACAUCAGAGCAAGAGCCAGUGAAAGUGCCCAAGAAGCACAAUAAGGACUCAAGCAGGUUUAGCAGCCACAGUACCAAACGAAACCUCCGUAAGGGCAAUAAAGGCAAUCCUACUGAAAUAGGCACCUCUCCUGUUGGCGCGAACCAAAUACCCACCCCUAAGUCACUUAGCCCAGGAGAGGAUGUAGAAGACCUGUGCAAGAGACCAUAUCAGUCAUUCGCCGCUUCCAUUGAACCUUCACUUCCUUCUGAGUCCAGUGACGGGGCUCAUUUUUCAGGCAAGGUCAAGCAACAGAGAGAAGGGAGCCCAUCAAAGAGGUCAGCCUCGCAGAUCCUCAAGAGCCCAAAUUCGCCCCAGCGCAAAAGAGUCAAAGCACAGCCUCCACCAAACUCUGUGACGUCCACUACCAAGAAACAGACUUCCAGCUCUUGUAUUCGGCGAGCCCACACCAGGUUACGCCACUCUUCUCCCACUCCUGGCUCACCUGAAAAGACAACCAAAAUCCAGCAACAGGCUUCCCAGAAGCAACCCUGCCAGCAAAGUCUCUUCAGCAUCCAUCGCUAGCGGCAAGCGGGCGACCCCGAGCCUCGUCCGAUCAGGGUCUCGGAGCGGCAGCGCACGUCGGCGUCGUCGCCUCACACUCGCCACCGCCUCUCAGCUCACCUCUUACUCUUCGUCAUCGUCCCCGUCCUCUUCCUCCAACUCUCCGCUCUCUCCCUCGUCCUCCUUCCUUCGGCCGGUCGGAAGUCACGGCGGGAGGAGCGGUCGAGCGUCGGCGUCCGACCCCGGUUCUCCCGGUCGCGGCGAGAAAUUCAGCGGCGCCCGAAGCAGCCGGAGCCGGCACGCGGUGGCCGUGCCCACAAAAGAGACGCCGUGACAAGAUACGCAUCGCAACGACAACACAGUUUUGAACACGCAAAUAUCAACGCAGCACUGACAUGCGGACGCCGGGAAGAUUAGCCAAGUGCUCCGGCACAAGCCAAUUUGAAAUAGAUGAUCAAAUCAGUAGAAAAUUCAAAAUGAAAUCGAUAAUAGAAAUAUUGUGACUUUAAUAUACGAGGGGCAAGCUUAAUUUAUUACAACCUAUACAAUGUACUCUUAGAAAUGAAGCCCAAAAAAAGCAGGGAUUCCACUCUUCAACUUUUCGCAACGCUGACUGUCCAUCGAUGAGCAAGGGCACAUACGGACGGCAGCCGGCCUCGGAAGAUUCAGGAGGAGGCUGAAAGGCUGAAACCUUUUCAAAUAACCCUUCAAACAGGUAUAGGAGUAAAACCAAAAUGAAAAAAAUGAUAAGUUUGCAUUUCUAUGAAGUAAGAUGCUUCUUAAAGCUAUAGAAAUCCAAGUUUUGUGUAUGUGAAGCAAUUUGAAAGGCUCGCUAACCCCAAUGUCGAACAAACACUGGUUGGUCUUCAUGGCUAAAAACUGAAUUCCUAAUCAGUUUGUUUUGAGGAUUAGCGACUAUUACAGUUUGCAAGUUACAUUUAAUGAAAGGCAACUCGGGGAAUGUUGUUUAUUUCCCCCCCCAUUCUAGGUCCAUCCUAAAGCUGGAAUUGAAGCUUUAGGACAGACCUAGAAUGAAACUGCCUUUUUGCAUGUUUGAUCAUUUUGAUUCAGCUAAUUCCACAGGCCCUGGGGCCAAAUAAUGUGUUGUAUCAUGUAUUAUGUGACCACAAUGUGUUUUCUUCAGACUACUUUUGUGUGUGUGUGACAUUCAAGUGUGCGACGUCGUAACUGUAUUUCUAGAAACAUAAUUUACAGAUUCUAUGAGAUUGGGAUCAUGAGUGUGAAAAGUAGGUCCAACGACAAUUUUAUCAACUCAUGUAAAAUGAUCUAAAGUUCAGGUCUAUUUAUUUAUUUAUUUUUUGUACUGUAGUAUGCAAACUAUGACAUCUACAUGAUAGUACGUGUUCCCUCAGUUGUUUGCUUGUGUAGCCGAUGUGACUUUAAUAACCUUGAUGUUUUUCGUUCUGGUAACGUGAAACCCACCAAGUUUUAAGGAAAAAAAAACAAAAAGGGAUUUGCUUAUUAUCAUGAGAAAACAGAAGGAAAUCCUAAGGUAUCGUAGACAUAGACGCGCAUGCAAACUUAUACUAGUUAGACUGUAGUCGCUACCGAACAAAACUAUUUUGUAUUUCCUAUUUUUUUUUUCCCAUUGGACUGCAAAUCAUUGAGUUGAAUGGAAUACAUGGAUCGUAAAAUAGCCCACAUUUGACAAUCCUACUCGGUUGAUAUUGAUUCCUGAUGCGCUCUGACUUAAAGCGGCAAUAUGGAGGAAGCGGAAAAGCUGAAAAUCUUUGAUAGUGCCGCAUUUAAUUUGCAUACAGUGUAGUGGCUUCAAAAGGGUUACCCGGGGUAGCACAGAACCCCAUUUUCUUGACUGCUGCCGCAAAAAAAAAAAAAAAAAAAAAAAAAGAGUUUAAUUGAGCCUUUUUCGCCAAGUUGGACACUUUCAGGUCCUUCUGCAGCUGUCACUUUAAACUCGGUAAUUACAGUCCACGCGGUGAUAUUUCUAUCCCAGUUCGACAUGAAUGUCCAAUCUCCAUCAAUUCUAUGCUUUGUACAGCACUGUCAAUAUGCAACUGUGGAAAAACAAAAGUGAUGCGAGGAAACUUGGCCUUCAACCCCCCCCCCAGAUGUCUCAAAUGGACACAUGACAAUCGAGUCCUGCAAUUGGGAAUUGGGUUGGAGUGCUAGUUUUAGUUCAAUUUAAUGAGACCUAAUCAACACAUUUAGUUGUAAAAUUACAACGGAACACUGCAAUGCUGGACUGACAUCUUUUGUGAAACACACGGCGUUCAAUGUGAAAUUCACUUGAAUAGAGAGUAGAGUGUCUUCGGGUUUGCGGUUGCUCUGUUGGAAAUAUGUAAAUCUCUGCAUGCCUGUUGAGUGUUUCACCUCAUCUUUGAAAUAUUAAAACAUAUACUCGAAAAGAAGAGUAAAUAUGCAUUUGUUAUUUUACUGUGUAAAUUGUUACGACUUUCAGACGUGCAGUAGGUUGCAAAUUCAAGGUCUUCCAUCAUGUUGCAACAUUAGCUGCAACUACCACGGCUGUUCAGGAGGGGGCGCUGCAGACACACAAAGCUACAAGUCGCUAUGCGCCCCAUGUCCUUUAUUCAAUGUAGGAUAUUCCAGAUACAGAAAACUGACACUGGCUUAAAGGGAACCGAGCAUACUGUAAACAUAUCAAAUGUUUUCAAUCUGAAUAAAGCAACACGAACAUUUCUGCAUGUGAUCGUCAUGCAGGCGAAAUGUUUCGGGAAGGAUUUCACCAAUGAAAUGGAUUACGCAUCCUAAUGACGACGGAUUUGUCGGUCCAUCUUGACAUACGUGCACGUCAACCGGGUGUUUCCAACUACAAGUCAGCUUUUCAAAAUCACUGUGCUGUACGGUAUUGAUGUUCAUGUUGAUUAGAACGAGCGGCUACCCGCUCACAGAGCAAUUUCAAGGUGGAUUAUAUGAAUUGACGGACCACAUUAUUGGC